Danaus chrysippus (African queen) is the source of this 819-nucleotide messenger RNA. Lineage: Eukaryota; Metazoa; Arthropoda; Insecta; Lepidoptera; Nymphalidae. The record is from the annotation of a GenBank genome assembly.
AUGUGCACUAAAGUAGCAGUUGUGACAGGAGCUAACAAAGGCAUCGGUUUUGGGAUAGUUCGAGGACUUUGUAGGCGUUUUGACGGCGUUGUGUAUCUUACCUCCAGGAACGAAAAACUGGGAAAGAACGCAGUAGAUGAUCUUAAAAGAGAAGGCUUUCAUCCAAAAUAUCACCAAUUAGAUAUCACUGUACCUAGAAGUGUUAAAGCAUUUCGGGACUAUCUUAAAGAAAAAUAUUUUGGUAUAGACAUUUUAGUCAACAACGCUGGAAUUACUAUGAGUUAUUCACCUGUACCGAUGUCUGUGAAGGCUGAAAAAACUAUAUUUGUUAAUUAUUUCUCGUUUCUAUCGACCUGCAAUAUUCUUUUUCCAUUACUUCGUCACGGAGCCAGGGUUAUCAACCUAUCUAGUUCGUGGGGACAUUUAAGUCGUAUACCAAAUAAGAAAUUGGCUGAGCGCUUUCAAGAUCCGAAUUUGACUGUAUCCGAUUUAUCAGAACUAAUGUCUCAAUAUGUAAUCGCAGUGAAACAUGGAAAUUACUCUGACUGGGGUAAUUCAGCGUACGUGGUAUCAAAAGUUGGGGUAACAGCGUUGACAAGAAUACAUCAAAGAAUGUUAAACGAUAGAGAUAUUAACGUGAAUGCUGUGAAUCCAGGGUGUGUUAAAACGGAUAUGACUUCUCAUGAAGGGUUCAUGUCUAUAGAUGAAGGAGCUGAGGCCCCGCUUUUCUUAGCCUUGGAUGCACCAGAUAAUAUAAAAGGAGAGUAUGUUUGGUAUGAUAAGAGAGUAGUCGACUGGAGCGGAGACAUACCACAAUGA